CUGCGCACUUAAUCAGAUCCAAAUUUAUAGGUGACAGACAGCAGCGAUGCGAGUUAGCGAACAGCUGAUUGGCAUAUUAAUAACAUUUUCAAAUUGAUGGAACAAAAAUGGAUAGAAGACAAGCAUUGCGAUUGUUAGCCGCACAGAUGGUGCAAAACCACAAUUUGUUAAACCAAAGAAUAAAAACAUUACUAGUGAACCUGCUUCAAAAGAUUAAAACGAUAAAUGAAUUGACAAAAGCGAUACUGGAAACUAGUACCAAAGUGGCGUCUUCGGAAAUAAAGGAAAGAAGUGCCUGGAAAUUUGACCGCAAUGGCAGUUUUUGGGAAUACGAUGUCAAAAAGAUGGAUGACAUCCGAUUUAAAGAAAACUUUCGUCUGAACAAAGAAGCUUUUCACAAAAUAUGUGAAAAGGUUAAGGAAAUCGGAAAGUCCAACAGCAACAUGCGACUUUGCAUUCCACUUCAGAAAAGAGUGGCUAUUACGUUGUUUGCGUUAGGUUCUUCAGCGGAAUACAGAACUGUAGCAAGUUUAUUUGGCGUAGGACGCACCACAGUUGGGCAAAUAGUUGUGGAUUUUUGCAAAGCUGUGUGCACAAAUUUAUCAGAUUGCAUCAAUUCCUAUCCCCCAAGCACAGAAGAAGUAGAGCGAAAUGUACAAGGUUUUGCACAUCUUGGUUUUCCGCAAUGUUUUGGAGCAAUAGAUGGCUGCCACAUUGAGGUUCAGCCGAAAAAGGAAGAUGCGAUCGAUUAUUACAAUUAUAAGGGGUGGUAUUCGGUUGUUCUGCUGGCAAGUUGCGACUAUAGAUCAAAAUUUACAUAUAUACAUGUUGGGUCAACUGGAAGAAAUAACGAUUCGUACAUUUUUGAAAAUGAAGGUGAUGGUGACGGCAGCGGACAUGAUGGUGAUGGUGACGGCAACGAAGGUGGCAGCGGACAUGAUGGUGGUGGUGACGGCAACGAAGGUGGCAGCGGACAUGAUGGUGGUGGUGACGGCAAAGAAGGUGGCAGCGGACAUGAUGGUGGUGGUGACGGCAACGAAGGUGGCAGCCGACAUGAUGGCGAUGGUGACGGAGGUGAUAAUGGUGGGUCGGACGGCGGCAACAAUUGUGUUAAUGUUGAAUUCUAAAAAAAUA
Molecule: messenger RNA, 1134 nt
Organism: Bactrocera tryoni
Lineage: Eukaryota; Metazoa; Arthropoda; Insecta; Diptera; Tephritidae
Product: glycine-rich protein DC9.1-like
Exons: 4
Coding region: 108-1127 (339 amino acids)
Source: RefSeq, a predicted model, not a curated record